CACGCCCAUCCUCCUCACUCCUUCCCCCGGAGUUCUACUCAGGCGGCAUCUGCAGCCGCGCUCUCAUAGCUCUGAGAGAGAAUCUAGCAUUAUGGCCACUCCAUCGUCCGACAAGAAAGCGCAGAAGCAACCGCAGGGUGAGGUGCCCGUAGGGCCGAAGAACGAGGUCGCCUCUGCCCCUGGUGACGCCCAUGGGGUCAGCAACCCCGAUCCUGGUGCCUCGGUCCCCUCGGUCUUGAGCGGUCUUUCUCCAUCGGGUGGUGGCGCCCCACACAGCAGCACAGCAGGUUCCUCUGCCUCCACCCUGGCUGCUGUCGGCGCCAUUUCGAUCAACGGCGAGGGCCUGGGGCUGCCCUCCACAGCCCGUGUGCAGGAGAGGGAGUGUGCUGACCUCCAGGGCGGCCGCAGUCCCCACGCCGAGCUGAGAUGUGUGGUGCCCGGAGCGGGCCAAGGUCUCCAGGCCUCACACGCAGGUGGCGUGGGCACCGUGGUGCAAGCCAUGAGGGGAGUUGGCCAGGCCAGGGGGCCUCCGACCCUGCCCACGAGCCUGGGGAAAGGCCGUGGGAGGAAGCAGCUCGGCCGCAAGGAGACUGCCCAGGCUCAGAAGCCUCCAGGGUGUCGCUGUCUGUUUCCUGGGCUUCUCGUGCCUCAGUGCCCCGUGCCUUCGCCGCCAUCUUCUCCGGGGCCUCAGCCCAGAGGUCGUCGCCGUUCUCGGGCUUCUCCGUGGGGUCAAGCAGCCCAGCCAGGCCCUGCCCUCCGAAGUCAGGCCAGAGCACCAGGCCCAGCUCUCCGCAGUCAAGCAGCCAGACCAGGCCUCGUCCUCAACAGCCGCGCCACCCCGCUAGGCACUGUCUUCGGUGGUCAUGCUUCCGGGUUGGUCUCUGCUCUUCGCAGCCGUACAUCGGCACCAGGCCCUUCUCGUCGCCGUGGUGUACCCGCGCCAGGCCCUGCUCAUCGCCCCGGUGCGUCCACGUCAGGCCCAGCUCUCCAGCGUCGCCGUGCAUCCACGCCAGGCCCUGCUGUCCCUCGCCGCCACGUGCCUGGCCCUGCUUUCCGCAGGCGCCGCUGUAGUUCCGCGCCGGGCCCAGCUCUCCGCAGCCGCAGCCGUGCUUCCGCGCCGGGCCCAGCUCGCCGCAGCCGGAGCCGCAGCCGUGCUUCCGCGCCGGGCCCAGCUCUCCGCAGCCGCAGCCGUGCUUCCGCGCCGGGCCCAGCUCUCCGCAGCCGCAGCCGUGCUUCCGCGCCGGGCCCAGCUCUCCGCAGCAGCCGCCGCCGUGCUUCCGCGCCGGGCCCAGCUCUCCGCAGCAGCAGCCGCCGCCGUGCUUCCGCGCCGGGCCCAGCUCUCCGCAGCCGCCGCCGUGCUUCCGCGCCGGGCCCAGCUCUCCGCAGCCGCCGCCGUGCUUCCGCGCCGGGCCCAGCUCUCCGCAGCCGCCGCCGUGCUUCCGCGCCGGGCCCAGCUUUCCGCAGCCACACAUCCGCGCCAGGUCCUACUUACGGCAACCGUGCAGCUGCUCCGGGUCCUGCUUUCCACAACCGUGCUUCCAGUCGCCGUGCAUCUGGGCCGGGCCCUGCUCUCAAUAACCACGCCAGCCCACCAGGCCCUGCUCUCCGCAGCCGUGCAUCGGGGUCAGGCCCUUACCUCCGAAGCCGAGCCAACCCUAUAGGCCCUGCCCUCCGCAGUGGCUGCCCGACUUCGGGCUUUGUCCUCCGGAGCCGCACCAUCGAAAGGUCAUCCUCUAGAAGCCUCGCCUCUCUACCUGUGCCUACUAGCCUGAGUCCUCCUUCUUCCCCUGGGGUAGCCUUACGAAGGCUGGUCUGCCAGAGCCCUUCAAGCUCUCCUAAUCCUGAGGUCCCAAGCGUUGAUGCCCAGCCCCGUUGGCAUGCAGUCCGUAUGCGAGCCUCAUCUCCCUCUCCUCCUGGUAGGCUCUUUCCUUUCCCUGAACAGCUCCCCUCCUCUUCCUCCUCCUCCUCCUCCUCUUCCUCUUCUUCUUCCUCUUCUUCCUACUCUUCCUCCACUAGUUUUUCUGGCCAGAGCACCUCUUCCCCUAAGUUUAGUGGUUUGGGCUCCAUCUCCACUCCUAGUCCUGCGAGCCUGAGGCGUGCUUUGCUGCCAGAGCUUGAUGCCCUGAGCCCUCUCUCUCCAGGAGAGGAGGCUGAAACAGGGAGCAUGCCUUCCUCCCCUAUACCUCCAGUGGUGUGACAACCACAAAAGGAAUUACCAUGCACCCAUUGGCCUGAAAGGGGGUGACUGCUCUGCAGUUAACCUGGGAGGUUUACAAGUGCUCUAUUAACCAGCGUAAUGAGAAAUUUUGAUGCUGUUUGGAGAGGCAGUUUUAAAGCCUCUUUUCCCCAUAACUUUACUACCUAGCACUUACUUGCUAUUGGCCCCUGAUUCCAGGCCCACAUUUUUCUGAAAAAAGGCCUGCCUUUGCCCCUAUGUUAAGA
Messenger RNA from Mustela erminea (ermine), 2442 nucleotides. RefSeq names its product EZH inhibitory protein-like. The transcript is spliced from 2 exons. NCBI's taxonomy places the organism in Eukaryota, Metazoa, Chordata, Mammalia, Carnivora, Mustelidae. Gene Ontology annotation, cellular component: nucleus. The record is from RefSeq and is a predicted model, not a curated record. Bases 92 to 2197 code for a protein of 701 amino acids.